This is a messenger RNA of Ochotona curzoniae (black-lipped pika), 3737 nucleotides long. Its product is annotated as POU domain, class 2, transcription factor 1. Gene Ontology annotation, cellular component: nucleus. The record is from RefSeq and is a predicted model, not a curated record. Gene Ontology annotation, biological process: regulation of transcription by RNA polymerase II. The transcript is spliced from 16 exons. Gene Ontology annotation, molecular function: RNA polymerase II cis-regulatory region sequence-specific DNA binding; DNA-binding transcription factor activity, RNA polymerase II-specific. Lineage: Eukaryota; Metazoa; Chordata; Mammalia; Lagomorpha; Ochotonidae. The coding region runs from base 1211 to 3481 and encodes 756 amino acids.
GGGAUUUGAUGUGUGUGCCUGUGUGUGGUCCCCAUUAUGUGAAAUUCACUGGAAAACACUACAUCCACACUUUACAUGGCCCAUUUUUUUUUAAUGAUCAAUAUUCUAAGUGAUUAUCUUCUUUGCUUUUGAGAUCAGUUUGGAUGGGAGGAGGGUACUGCAUAAUGUGUAACAUUCAACUAAUCUAGUCUGUUAAUUUGGUAGUAUAGAAAGAUUUGUGAAGAAUGAAUUUCCAUACUCUUGAAGGUGCUCUUACGCAUUCUGUCUGCUUGCGGGUUUAUACUGUUGCCUUGUUUCAGAGUAGAACUUUCUGCCUACAAUGUGUGUGAACAAUUGGGAAAUUCCCUAUCAGUACACCCGCACCAUCUUGACAGCCCUGUGUUCUGCCUCUACCUUGCUAAUUGUUUCCUUGGGAUUAUUUGGAUUGUGUAGAAAGCUUUUUGCAAAUCCUCUUAUUACCGAAGUCAUUGUUGCCAGCAGGAAUAAGAUUAAAGGUGCUUAAGUCUGUAGAGUUGUUUUUAAUUUGUGCGUGUCAUUUCAGUGGUAUUUUAACAGAACUCUGUCUCCUGUCCCUCCCUUUUCUCUCAGUACUAUCUCAAGUUGGGUCCAAGAAGCCAGGCCAUUGGAAGAAAUCUCAUUUUAUCCUCCUAAUUAUUAUGCUGGCACUCAGGAGAUAAUUUUUCCCUCCAUGCUCUGCCAAUUAAUAUGCAAAUGGGCUGAUAAAUAUUUAUGCAACUGUUUAAAUUAUGCAGGGAGUGCUUUCAGUGUAUUCUGUAAAUGAAUUGUUCAUGGACUUCAAAGUGCUGGCUGCUGUGCUAACGAGGAGAGAUUUGCAUAAGGCCCUAAUCACACGCAUACUGAUUAAGCUUCAUUAUGGAAACUGCCAGCUGCAAUCUUUGUUUCUAUUUUAUUGCAAAAAAGGGAACUUUUCAUGCUUCAGUUGCCUUGACAAUGUCAGCGCUAGCUGGUAGGAGAGACUAAAACUCCUCUGAGCAACUGAAGUUUCCUUAUUCAGUUGAAGAUUGCUAUGGCGUAACUGAAGUUGUAUUUUGCUUCUCCCCUUAAUCCACUUUCACACCCCCACCCUUGUUCUUUUAGAACAUAGUGUAGGUUUGUUAGAAACAGUAGUACCUUCUUUCCCCCCACCCCAAACCGCUACCUGUUUCUUCCCUGCCUUGGACUGUCUGCACCACUAGAAGAUUUCACAGCAAUGCUGGACUGCAGUGACUAUGUUCUAGACUCAAGAAUGAACAAUCCAUCAGAAAGCAGUAAACCAUCUAUGGAGAGUGGAGAUGGCAACACCGGCACGCAAACCAAUGGCCUGGACUUUGAGAAGCAGCCAGUGCCUGUGGGAAGUGCAAUCUCAACAGCGCAGGCCCAGGCUUUCCUUGGACAUCUCCAUCAGGUCCAGCUUGCUGGAACGAGUUUACAGGCCGCUGCUCAGUCUUUAAAUGUACAGUCCAAAUCUAAUGAAGAAUCGGGGGAUUCCCAGCAGCCAAGCCAGCCUUCCCAGCAGCCUUCAGUGCAGACAACCAUUCCCCAGACCCAGCUUAUGCUGGCUGGAGGACAGAUAACCGGGCUCACUUUGACGCCAGCCCAGCAACAGCUACUGCUGCAGCAGGCCCAGGCCCAGGCUCAGCUGCUGGCUGCUGCAGUGCAGCAGCAUUCUGCCAGCCAACAGCACAGUGCUGCUGGGGCCACCAUCUCCGCCUCCGCCGCCACGCCCAUGACGCAGAUCCCCCUCUCGCAGCCCAUCCAGAUCGCCCAGGAUCUUCAACAACUACAACAACUACAGCAGCAGAAUCUCAACCUGCAGCAGUUUGUGUUGGUACAUCCGACAACCAACUUGCAACCAGCACAGUUCAUCAUCUCACAGACGCCCCAGGGCCAGCAGGGUCUCCUGCAAGCGCAAAAUCUUUUAACACAACUACCUCAGCAAAGCCAAGCCAGCCUCCUGCCGUCGCAGCCAAGCAUCACGCUCACGUCCCAGCCAGCAACCCCGACACGCACAAUAGCAGCGACCCCAAUUCAGACACUUCCACAGAGCCAGUCAACACCAAAGCGAAUUGAUACCCCCAGCUUGGAGGAGCCCAGUGACCUUGAGGAGCUGGAGCAGUUUGCCAAGACGUUCAAACAAAGACGAAUCAAGCUUGGAUUCACUCAGGGUGAUGUCGGGCUCGCUAUGGGUAAACUGUAUGGAAAUGACUUCAGCCAAACUACCAUCUCUCGCUUUGAAGCCUUGAACCUCAGCUUCAAGAACAUGUGCAAAUUAAAGCCACUUUUAGAGAAGUGGCUAAAUGAUGCAGAGAACCUCUCAUCGGAUUCGGCGCUCUCCAGCCCAAGUGCCCUGAACUCUCCAGGGCAGGGAGUUGAGGGUUUGAACCGUAGGAGGAAGAAACGCACCAGCAUAGAGACCAACAUCCGUGUGGCCUUAGAGAAGAGUUUCUUGGAGAAUCAAAAGCCUACCUCGGAAGAGAUCAGCAUGAUUGCUGAGCAGCUCAACAUGGAGAAGGAGGUGAUUCGUGUUUGGUUCUGUAACCGCCGCCAGAAGGAGAAAAGAAUCAACCCACCCAGCAGUGGUGGGACCAGCAGCUCCCCCAUCAAAGCAAUCUUUCCCAACCCAACUUCACUGGUGGCGACCACGCCAAGCCUUGUGACAAGCAGUGCAGCGACCACCCUCACCGUCAACCCCGUGCUCCCUCUCGCCAGCGCUGCGGUCACCAAUCUCCCUGUUACAGGCACUACAGACACAACCUCUAACAACACGGCCACCGUGAUUUCCACAGCCCCUCCCGCGUCCUCGGCAGUCACCUCCCCCUCGCUGAGCCCCUCCCCUUCCGCCUCAGCCUCCACCUCCGAGGCGUCCAGUGCCAGUGAGACCAGCACAACGCACACCACCUCUGCUCCUCUGUCCUCCCCUCUUGGGACCAGCCAGGUGAUGGUGACAGCAUCAGGCUUGCAAACGGCAGCAGCUGCCGCCCUCCAAGGAGCUACACAAUUGCCAGCAAACGCCAGUCUUGCUGCCAUGGCUGCUGCUGCAGGACUAAGCCCAGGCCUGAUGGCACCCUCACAGUUUGCAGCUGGAGGUGCCUUACUCAGUCUCAAUCCAGGGACCCUGGGUGGUGCUCUCAGCCCAGCUCUGAUGAGCAACAGUACACUGGCAACUAUUCAAGCUCUUGCUUCUGGUGGCUCCCUCCCAAUAACGUCACUGGAUGCAACUGGGAACCUGGUAUUUGCCAAUGCAGGAGGAGCCCCUAACAUCGUGACUGCCCCUCUGUUCCUGAACCCUCAGAACCUCUCUCUGCUCACCAGCAACCCGGUUAGCUUGGUCUCCGCCGCCGCAUCCACAGGGAACUCCGCACCUGUUGCCAGCCUUCACGCCGCCUCAACCUCAGCUGAGUCCAUCCAGAACUCUCUCUUCACAGCUGCCUCUGCCAGUGGGGCAGCUGCCACCACCACCACCGCCUCCAAGGCACAGUGAGCAGGGCAGUGCCGGGCUGCCACCAGCCUUCUCCAUUCAGCAGUGAAUCAACUGAAAAAUGUGAUCGGCUUCCUCUCGCCGUGCUGUGAGGGCAGUGGAGAGAAGAGAGAAUACACACGCCAGAAGAAAGGAGAGUGGAGGCGGAACAACAUUUGCCUAAUUUUGUAAUGAAACACUGUCUUUUCAGGAUCGCUUCAUGGGUUGGAGAACUUUAUAACCAAAAAUUAAAAAUAAAAAAGCAGAAACAGAAAAUAAU